UUAGUCCACAAUUCAACUUUUACAGUUAAAUUCCAAACUUUUACGACCUUUUGUAACUUUAGUUUCAAUCAAAUUUGUACUCAAAAGGGAAAAUAAUAAAAAAGGGAACAAGUUCGAAUGCAAUUCAUCCAAAAGUUAAUAAACCACGAUAAUCCAACUAUGAACAUUAUGAGCAUGCUGAUAUGUCACGCGUAAAUUUGUUUGUACAACAGAAGCAAGUAUAGCAUACUGAACAGAAGCAUUAAUGUGUAUAUAUAAAGAGAUGAUUAGAAAUGACCCCUGAAGCAUUUCCCAAAAAGUCCAUGAACAUUAUGGGCUCAAAUUGAACUAGUUUUGCGGUCCAACCCGGCCCGGUCCGCCCAAUGCGACCCAACAUGGUCUAUUAAGAAACCUACGCAUUAGCAUUUUUAUUAAAGCAUACCAAUGAUCCAUUUUGCACUAAAUACCAGCAAUAAGAGACCAAAUUCACUUCGGAAUAAUUCAAGAACACCUUGCUUGCUCCGAACUCUCUUUUAUCCUUCACACAUCAAACAUACACAACUUAGUCAUAUAAUUAACCCCCUCUCUUCUCUUUCUUAUAGCUUUGCACUCACCUCUUUGAGUUCUUUUAAUUCGCUCCGUUUCACAUCACAUGUUCUUCUACUCUUCUAGCACUAACCAACAUGGAAGAGAGCUCUCCAAUGUUUGUUCACUCCAUCUCCGAGACGGGCCGGUUACUACCUUCGGCAAGCCGUUGGAACUCCAUAGAAAUCGACUUCGAUCUUUUCCCGACGUCUUCGCGGACGAACGAUCCCGUCCCCUCAAAGUACUCAAAGUCUUAUACAUUUAAACUCGGCAUAACCGACAUGUCGCAGCUCAAGUGCUUCAUCUACGUGUCGAUUGCUUUAGUUCUCAUCGUCGUCGCUUUAGUUCUCUUGAUGGUUCUCUUGCCGCGCAAACGCGGCCACCAUGGCUCUUCUAGCAAUCUACCAGUUGCUCUAGAGUAUAGCCUUCUAUUCUUUGAUGCCCAAAAAUCUGGGGUUCUUCCGACAAACAAUCCGGUGAAGUUCCGUCGCAAUUCAGGGUUAAAGGAUGGCCCGGAUGCUAGUCUUGUCGGAGGCUUCUAUGACUCAGGCAACAACAUCAAGUUCAGCUUCCCCACAGCUUACACAAUCACUUUACUGAGUUGGUCAGUGAUUGAGUACCAUAAAAAGUAUUCAUCUAUUGAUCAGCUUGAGCAUGUUCAGGACAUCAUCAGAUGGGGAUCUGAUUAUUUACUUAAACUCUACAUCCCAUCCAACACAACAUCAAAACCUGCACUGCUAUAUUCUCAGGUUGGGAGUACAAAUACAGAUAAAAAUUUGCAAGAUGACAUGACAUGCUGGCAAAGGCCCGAGGAUAUGACCUACGAUAGACGCGUGUCGAUAUGCGGAGGUUCUGCAGCUGAUCUUGCAGGGGAAGUUGCAGCAGCAUUAGCUGCAGCUUCUCUUGCAUUGGCAGAUCAAAAUGAAACAUACUCCCAGAAGCUGGUUGAAGCCUCAGAAAGCGUAUUUAAGUUGGUUAGGAAAAGCCAGAAUAAAGAGACAUAUACUGCAGAUGAUGCCUGUGGAGGAGAAGCAAGAGGUUUCUACACCUCUUCAAGCUAUAAGGAUGAGUUGGUUUGGGCAGGGACAUGGCUAUUCUUCGCCACGGGGAAUUAUGCGUAUCUUCGAUACACUACCGAUAAUUUCGAGCUCGCGGUGAAGGAAGAGAUGGAUUCAAACAGUGGGAUUUUCUACUGGGACAACAAGAUUCCAGCAAACGCAGUUUUGCUAACAAGGCUAAGGUAUCUCCAUGAUCCUGGAUAUCCAUAUGAAGCCGCACUAACAGUGUGCUCAGAUAUGGUUAACAUUCUGAUGUGUUCCUACCUCUCUUAUUCUGGGAGUUUUAACAUGACACCAGGUACAAAAUCUAAAAUCCACCAUGAAGUAUGCUUAAAUAUUAGCUGCUAGCAACUUGUGCAGCUGUUGAAUCAAGAUUUUUAGCGAAGAACUAGUAUUU
Messenger RNA from Ananas comosus (pineapple), 2019 nucleotides. RefSeq names its product endoglucanase 12-like. NCBI's taxonomy places the organism in Eukaryota, Viridiplantae, Streptophyta, Magnoliopsida, Poales, Bromeliaceae. The record is from RefSeq and is a predicted model, not a curated record. Gene Ontology annotation, molecular function: hydrolase activity, hydrolyzing O-glycosyl compounds. Gene Ontology annotation, biological process: carbohydrate metabolic process. The coding region runs from base 663 to 1970 and encodes 435 amino acids. The transcript is spliced from 4 exons.